This is a messenger RNA of Impatiens glandulifera, 1464 nucleotides long. RefSeq names its product probable sugar phosphate/phosphate translocator At5g25400. Gene Ontology annotation, molecular function: antiporter activity. Gene Ontology annotation, cellular component: endosome; Golgi apparatus; trans-Golgi network. The transcript has a single exon. Bases 125 to 1210 code for a protein of 361 amino acids. Lineage: Eukaryota; Viridiplantae; Streptophyta; Magnoliopsida; Ericales; Balsaminaceae. The record is from RefSeq and is a predicted model, not a curated record.
UUCUUCCUUCUCUAUACGCGUACAGAGACGGUUGAAGAAGAAUCGUAAGUCUUCUUAAAGACCCAAUUCGAAGUCAGUCCAUUUCUAUCUAGGGUUUGUUUCUGUUCUUCACUCUGCAUCAACAAUGGGGAAGGGAGGAGCAAUCAGCGAAGGCGUUAUGAAGAAGAUCAUACUUUCCUACACAUACGUCUCAAUCUGGAUCUUCCUCAGCUUCUCAGUCAUCGUCUACAAUAAGUACAUCCUCGAUCGUAAGAUGUACAAUUGGCCAUUCCCAAUCUCUCUAACCAUGAUCCACAUGGCGUUCUGUUCAUCAAUCGCUUAUCUUCUCGUCCGGGUUUUCAAAUUAGUCGAGACAGUUUCCAUGACACGCGAUAUGUAUCUCAGAUCCGUCGUCCCCAUCGGCGCACUUUACUCUCUCAGCCUCUGGUUUUCCAAUUCGGCUUACAUCUACUUAUCCGUUUCUUUCAUUCAGAUGUUAAAAGCUCUCAUGCCCGUCGCGGUUUACUCUAUAAGCGUUCUAUUGAAGAAAGAAGGGUUCAAAUCUCAAACAAUGACGAACAUGGUUUCGAUCUCGAUCGGUGUAGCAAUCGCAGCUUACGGCGAGGCUAAAUUCAAUACGUGGGGAGUUAUGUUACAGCUUGGAGCGGUUGCGUUUGAAGCUACAAGACUUGUUUUGAUUCAGAUCUUGCUUACAUCAAAGGGUAUUUCACUAAACCCGAUUACUUCUCUGUAUUACGUGGCCCCAUGUUGUUUAGGGUUUCUCUGUAUUCCUUGGAUCGCGGUUGAGUUUCCGGUUUUGAAGGAAGCGUCUAGUUUCCGAUUUGAUUAUUUCAUAUUUGGGACGAAUUCUUUGUGUGCUUUUGCUUUGAAUCUGGCUGUGUUUUUGUUGGUGGGUAAGACAUCGGCUUUGACUAUGAAUGUUGCUGGGGUUGUGAAGGAUUGGUUGUUGAUUGCGUUUUCUUGGUCGGUGAUUAAGGAUACUGUAACGCCGGUGAAUUUGAUUGGAUAUGGAGUUGCGUUUUUGGGUGUUGCUUAUUAUAAUCACGCUAAGUUGCAGUUGCUUAAGGCGAAGGAUGAAGAAAAGAAAGCUUCUAAUUCUCAGACUGAUGAAGAAACUGGUAGAUUGUUGGAAGAAAGACAAGUGGUGGAUAAUAAUAGCAAUGCUGCUGCUGCUGCUUCUUCUGUCAAGAAGAUUGAAUUGCAGGGAUGAAAAUGAAUUGAUGAUGAUCAAGAAUGAAUCUUUUUUUAGUUCUAUGCGUUUUGGUAAAUCUAUUUUUAUCUUUUACAAUUUUCAGUUUUUUAUGUUUUAGAGAAGAAGAAGAAGAAGAAGAAGAAGAAGAGGGUUUCUUUAUGGAGGACAUCUAUUUUUCAUUUUAUCAAUCGUAUGAAUUAUAUGUUAUUCAAUAACUGUCCUUCUCAUGUUAGAUAUUUUUCUUUAUUUAAUAAGACUUCAAUUAUAAUUUA